UAUAGUGGAUGGCAAGUUCAGCUUAAACAAAUAAAUGUUGGAAACCCUCAAUAUGAAACGUUAUUCAGUAUUUUACGUAAGUUGUGUUCCCUGCUAUAAAUGAUACAUUGAAUAAAUAUUGAGUGUUUAUGAAGCUGUAUUGCAGAUGAUUUGGAAUGCAUAAAACUGUGUGAAGGAGUUUCAGAAGAAAAAAUCACCAAAUAUAAACUACACUCUCUGCCAUAUUGGGACCACAAUCAAAUUAAAGCAAGGAAUAUAUUUCGAUCGUCUUUGUGCAGAAUUAUAGUGAACAGCGAUUGUGAUCAUCAUAUGUGUGAAUCUUGCCUUGCACAGUCUAAAAAAGAAUUGACUAAAAUUGAGGUAUAUGAAGAUGAUCAUCCACUUAAUGAGACUGACUUGGAAGAAAAAGUUACAAAUGAAUGGCAACAGUUGUUUUUUCAACAUCAGAAGGAGAAUAUGGUAAAAAGUUCCAAUAGACGGCGUUAUCAUCCAGACAUAAUACGUUGGGCAAUAGAGUUUUACUGCAGAUCGCCUGCUGCUUAUGAACAUGUUCGAAGCAGUGGAGCUUUGAUUUUGCCUUCAGCUUCAACAAUCAGACAAUAUCGAAAUUGCUUCAAUCCAAAACCUGGAAUCAGUUUAAUUGCACUGCAAGAAAUGGAUCGUUUACAGAUGGAGCACAAGUAUUUGCCUUCUUACAUUACAUUAGAUGAAAUGAAAGUACGAGAAAAUCUGGUCAAUAAACAAGGGCAGUUGGUUGGGUUUGUUGAAGGUAUUCAUGGCACUGAUGCAAAAUUAGCAAGUCAUAUAUUAGAUGGUCUGUCAAUUAACCGACGCUUUUUCAAACUGAUUAGUGGUCAUGCAACAAUUCCACUUGAUAAAUAUUUUACUGCCCCUAAUCCCUUCACUCUUAAUGAUCGAGUAGUAUUUUUGUGUUCUGAUUCUUCUCAUCUUCUUAAGACAGCGAGAAACUCUUUAUUUCAAUCAAGGCCAUCUGGUACGAAGUAUAUGAAUAUGAAUGGACAUGAUAUUUUAUGGAAUCAUAUUUUACAACUGUAUGAAACUGAAAAAGGGUCACCAUUGCUAUCCCGCACACGGUUGUCUGAAGCUCACGUCAAACUUAAUCCAUUUUCUAAAAUGAAAGUUGGAUUGGCAAAAGACACAUUAAGUUGGAAAGUUGGACAAUGUCUAAAAUUAAUGCCAAAUGCUGAAGGUACAGCAAACUACGUGUUAAUGUUUGACAGGUGGUUUGAUAUAAUUAACUGUAAGGCCUCAUAUCCAAUCAGGCAUGUUAAUGAUGAAAGGUUACAGUGGUUACAAGAUGAAUUUAUUGAAAAGUUAAUCAAAUGGGAGGAGGAGGUUAAAAACAAACAUGGAAAUCAACGGAAACGAAUCAUUGCAUAUCCCACAUUGGAAGGUCUGAUAUUUACAUCUAGAAAUAUGAUUGGGCUGUGUAAACAACUGCUGCAACUGGAUUGUCUUGAAUAUGUCUGCCUUCACACUUUUACACAAGAUGUGCUGGAAGCAUUUUUUGGAAACGUGCGUAGUCAUGGUGGUCGGUCAACAAAUCCUGAUAUAUCACAAGUAGCAUACUCAAUUCAGCAUAUUACCCAAAGAAAAAUUAUAAAAAAAAUUAAAGGUGGUAAUACUACUCAUGGGGCUCAAAAUCCUUGGACAUCAGUUUGUCAUUCACCCAUGCCAAAACGGGCCAAAUUCUAACUUUAUUCCAUCUUACAUUAACUCAUAACCGAUCACAUGACACAUACAUGUAAAAUUUGCUUUUAUUCAUUAAUGUUACAUUCGUUUUAAAUCACCUCUCAGCCCACGUGACUGCUUGUUUGAAUAUUGAAGAAGCUUCUGCACUAAUUUUCUGGUAUAACUGUAUGAUAAUACUCUAACAAAUAAUUUAACAGAGUAUGCCACAACAUUUUCGAGAUCCUUAGAGUUUUGUUCAAAUUCCAAACAGCCUGAUUUAAUGUGAUUGAUAAAAUAAAUGAAAUAACUACUACUGCAAAUACUAUCAGACAAUAAAUUGAAAUUGAUA
Molecule: messenger RNA, 2041 nt
Organism: Ciona intestinalis (vase tunicate)
Lineage: Eukaryota; Metazoa; Chordata; Ascidiacea; Phlebobranchia; Cionidae
Source: RefSeq, a predicted model, not a curated record